AUGUACGCAGAUGACUUGUGUUUUGUGACGGAUUCCCCAAACUCUUUACAAAUAUUGAUGAGUAGUCUUGUUGAGUCAUGCCGUAAAUUUGGCCUUAAAGUCAGUGUAACAAAGACUGAAGUCAUGGCUUCGGGCACCCAUUUUGACCUUUUACGGAUCCAGCUCAACCAGGGCGUUCUGAAAUCUGAAGAAAAGUUUAAGUACUUGGGACGCUUAAUAUCAUCAAAAUGUGAUCGUGCUGCAUCAGCUGCUUUCGGAAAAUUAAGAUCCAAGGUUUUCCAUUCACAUGAUCUCCUUAACCAAAAGGCGGUUGUUCUGCCAAACCUUUUAUAUUCCUCUGAGUCUUGGUGCUUGUAUCGCAAGCACAUAUGA
Messenger RNA from Parnassius mnemosyne (clouded apollo), 372 nucleotides. NCBI's taxonomy places the organism in Eukaryota, Metazoa, Arthropoda, Insecta, Lepidoptera, Papilionidae. The record is from the annotation of a GenBank genome assembly.